Messenger RNA from Peronospora belbahrii, 3552 nucleotides. Lineage: Eukaryota; Oomycota; Peronosporomycetes; Peronosporales; Peronosporaceae. The record is from the annotation of a GenBank genome assembly.
AUGCACAUUGAAGAAAUUAUCUUGGACGGCUUCAAGUCCUAUGCAACACGCACUGUUGUCAGUGGAUUUGAUCCUCGUUUUAAUGCUAUCACGGGUCUAAAUGGAAGUGGAAAGUCAAAUGUAUUAGACGCCAUUUGCUUUGUACUUGGUAUUACCAACUUGUCACAAGUGCGCGCUAAUAAUUUACAGGAACUUGUAUACAAACAAGGCCAAGCAGGUGUUACAAAGGCUAGUGUUACAAUCGUAUUUAAUAACCAAGAUGCCAAAGCUUCACCUGUUGGUUACGAGCAAUACGAACAGAUUUCGGUGGCACGACAGGUCGUGAUUGGUGGCCGUAAUAAGUACUUGAUUAAUGGUCAUACGGCUCAAGUAAGUCAAGUGCAGAAUCUUUUUCAUUCAGUACAAUUGAAUGUCAAUAAUCCACAUUUUCUCAUCAUGCAAGGUCGGAUUACUAAAGUACUUAACAUGAAACCACCGGAGAUUCUUGGUAUGAUUGAGGAAGCGGCUGGCACAAGGAUGUACGAGAAUAAGAAACUAGCUGCACUCAAGACCAUGACUAAGAAGGAAAAGAAAGUGGACGAGAUUAACAGCAUCUUGGCCAAUGAAAUCACCCCCACGCUCGAGAAACUGCGAGCUGAAAAAACACAUUACUUAAAGUGGGCAGCCAAUAAUACAGAGAUGGAGCGGAUACAAAGAUUCUGUGUCGCCUACGACUACCAGAAGGCGCAGGAUGCACUGAAUAACACUGCGCAGCAUGUAGAAAAGAUGCAGCAGGCUCAACGAACGGCCAAGGAACAGGAAGCACAGAUUGAACAGGAAAUUGAAAAAGUGGAAGAGGAAGUUGAGGCACUUCAUCGACAAAGGGAGAAGGAAAUGGGCAAGGAGUUUCAGCAGUUGAAGAAUAAUGUGGAGAAGAUUAGCAAGGAAGUGGUCAAAUUCACCACUAAAUUGAAACACUGCAAGGCUUCGAUCGAGCAACACACGAGCGCGGAAGCAGGUAUGAAUGAUCAACAAGCCGAGACCGAACUGGCCAUGGCGAAGCUGGCCAAGGAUAUUGAAAAAGCCAAGGGGGAGGUAAACAAAAUUGAAGAGUCUUACACAGCCAAGGAGAUGGAGACAAAUGACUACCAGCGUCAGAUUCAGGCGCUGAAUGCUGGUAUGGAUCAAACUGGAGACAGCGAUGAGUCUCUAUCUGAGCGUCUUGCGUCGAAGCAGCGAGAGCUGCAGGAGAACAGCACUGCAAUCAAACAGAUUAACCUAAAGUUGAAGCAUAUGGAAGAAAGCAUUAAGCAAAAGCGUCGUGAGAUCGAGCAAACCAGCAUGAACAACCGCAGUAUGGAUGAAGAGCGUAAGAUCAAGAUUGGUGAGCUGGAGCAUAUGCAGCGCAAAGUUGAUCAGCUUACCAAUAGCUUCAACCCCGACGACGAGCGCGAGCUGCACGACCGCGUUCGUAAGCUGCAAGAUAAGAUCGCUCGUGGCGAGAGAGGUGUGGAUGAGAUAUCAUCAGGGCUAUCGUCCCGAUUGGAUUUCAAGUACACGGAUCCUUACCGUAACUUUAACCGCGAAAGCGUACUGGGUGUAUUGGUAAACCUGCUCGAGACAAAGCACGAGUGGUCCGCACUCGCUUUAGAAAUUGCGGCAGGUGGAAAACUGUACCAGAUUGUGGUGGACAACGAGAAGACCGCAAAGGACAUUCUCAAAUUUGGCCGUCUCAUGAACCGCGUCACAAUCAUUCCGCUUAACCGCAUUUCGCGCAAAACAGUAGACCCUCGUAAAAUGGACAAGGCCCGAGAUGUUGCCCAACAGCAAGGUGGGAAAGUUUGGGAAGCGAUGGAAUUGAUUCACUUCAAGCCUGACCUUCUUCCAGCGAUGCAGUACGCUUUUGGCUCUUCUAUAAUUUGUGAAACAAGCGAACUUGCGAAGAACGUUACGUUUCACAGGGACAUUAAGGUUAAGACGGUGACUCUCGAUGGCGAUUCUUACGACCCAGCGGGCACGCUUCAAGGAGGCUCUGCACCAUCGAGUGGUAUCCCAAUCCUUCUUAAGCUUCAUCAACUGAUUAACCGUACCCGAGAGCUCAGCGAUAUGCGACGCGAGUACCAGGACUGUUCUCGAUCGCUGGAUGAUAUGAAGCAGGAUUCCAGUCACUUCCGUCAGUUAAAACACCAGAUUGAAUUGAAGGAGCACGAACUGCACUUGCUUGACGAGCGCAUUGCCGAUAGUGUCUUUGCUCAAUUGGAACGUGACGUCGCUGCUUCUGAAGAGCAGUUCGUAUUGGAUAAAGAGCUACUGAUUACUAAAAAGGAGGCGGUUGUAAAGCUGACAAAUGAAAUAAAGAUCCUGGGCGAUGACAUCGCCGAUUUGAAGGAGUCACGACAAUCAACGAUAGUUGUGCUGGAGAAACGAUUUGCAGAGGCUAAAAAAGAGACCCAAAAGAUUGGUGUGCAUCUCAAGACUGCUCAGCAGGAACUAUCUGAGCUGGUAUUGGAAUCAGAAUCCGCUGAACAAGAGCUUGCAGGUAAUAACGAAAAUGUAGCUAGUAUUCAAAAAGAGCUUGCUGUGCUUCGUAAAGAGGAAAAAAAGAUGGAAGACAGGCUAGCUGAAAUCCAGGAUACUUACGAGAAGGCUUCCAAGAAGCUGGAAGAGCGACGUAGCGACUUGACUUUGUGUGACCAGCAGCUUCAGGAGCUUAGUGCUCGUCAGAGUGCUCUCUCAAAAAAGAGAAGUGACUUAGAGAUUGAACGCAAAAAGGCUGAGCACAAAAUUUCUCGGAUGACAAAGGACGAAAGUGAUGCAAAGAUGACGGUAAAGAAGCUGGAGAAAGCACACCCGUGGAUUGCCACUGAGAAGGAGUUUUUUGGACGCGAGCACACUGAUUAUGACUUCCAGCGACGAGAUCCAUUGAGCGCGAAUCGUCGUCUAUUAGAAUUGAAGGAAACUCAGGGUGCCCUGUCUAAGAAGAUCAACAAAAAAGUCAUGGGGAUGAUUGAGAAGGCUGAGCAAGAGUACCAAGGCUUAAUGAAUAAGCGGCAUAUCAUUGAGAACGACAAGGAGAAGAUUACGUCGGUCAUUAAGGAGCUCGAUGCAAAGAAAAACGAAGCCCUUCAGACAACAUGGGUGAAGGUGAACAAGGAUUUUGGUUCCAUCUUCGGCACGUUGCUGCCUGGAACGCACGCAAAGCUGGACCCGCCUACAAAUGGAACCAUUCUUGAUGGACUUCAAGUGCGGGUUUCGUUUGGUGGCGUGUGGAAGGAAAGCUUGACAGAGCUGAGUGGUGGUCAGCGCUCGCUACUAGCGCUGUCUCUCAUAUUGUCGCUUUUGCUUUUCAAGCCGGCCCCAAUGUACAUUCUGGACGAAGUUGAUGCUGCUCUGGAUCUGUCGCACACCCAAAAUAUCGGCCAGAUGAUUCGCUCACACUUUUCGCAUUCACAGUUCAUUGUAGUAUCACUCAAAGAAGGCAUGUUCAACAACGCGAAUGUGGUCUUCCGUACCAAGUUCGUUGAUGGUGUGUCGACGGUCUCUCGUACGGUUCCAAAAUCGCGUGCUCGGUAA